This is a messenger RNA of Scheffersomyces stipitis CBS 6054, 2090 nucleotides long. RefSeq names its product serine C-palmitoyltransferase (gene LCB1). Bases 232 to 1971 code for a protein of 579 amino acids. Gene Ontology annotation, cellular component: endoplasmic reticulum. Lineage: Eukaryota; Fungi; Ascomycota; Pichiomycetes; Serinales; Debaryomycetaceae. The record is from RefSeq and is a predicted model, not a curated record. Gene Ontology annotation, biological process: sphingosine biosynthetic process; ceramide biosynthetic process. Gene Ontology annotation, molecular function: serine C-palmitoyltransferase activity; pyridoxal phosphate binding. The transcript has a single exon.
CUGCAUAGUAAUAGAGGACCCAUUUGUCAUACCUCUCUUACAUCUUGACCUUUGUCGCGUGGACCAUCACCGUUUGUUGUUUUUCGGGUCUCAUCUCUAUUCAUCUUUGUCGACGUGAUCAAUAAACAUAGCACAUAGCCGAGGGUAUAUUGCAAAUUUACGUUUACGUGUUUCGGCCUUUCACUCGUUUUGCCUUAUCACCACUGAUUGAAACUAUACUAGCCAUCAAACAUGUCUGACGUGGUCUUCACAACUACCACCACUACCACUACUACAACUACGUUAGCGCCUACAUGGGAUCUAGUAGAGGCUACUAUUGCAGAGAACUUUGUUCGCUAUUUGGAUAGCUUGGGAAACCUACCCGGUGGACAGAUCAUUUUGAGAUAUAUCAAGUCUUCGUACAAGAAUGAUCCGAUCAGAUCGUUGUUCGAAUUAGCAUUAUUUAUCUUUGCAUUGAACUAUUUCCUCUCGUCCAAGAAGAAGGAAAACAAGUCGGAAUUGGUGAAGUUCUCUCAAAGAGAAAUCGACGAGUUGUGCGACGAAUGGGUACCUGAGCCAUUGAUCAAAGAGUUAUCAGACUUGGAAAAAUGGCAAAUGUACUCUAUUCCCACCAUUGAGGGCCAUAAUGGUUCACAUGUUACUAUCAACAAUAAGAAGGUUGUUAAUUUAGCUUCUUCUGACUUCUUGAACUUGAAUGAAAGUGAAUCAGUAAAGGAAGCUGCUAAAUCCACUAUUUCUAACACGGGUGUUGGUGCGUGUGGUCCUCCAAACUUCUACGGAACGCAGGAUGUUCACGUCAGAUUGGAAGAAGACAUAGCCAAGUACUUGGAUGGCGAAAACUCCAUCCUUUAUGGCCAGGAUUUUGUCACUGCCGGUUCCGUUAUUCCUGCUUUCUUGAAGAGAGGUGAUUUGUGUGUAGUCGACAGUGGAGUUAACUUUGCCAUUCAGAAAGCCUUGAUAGUUAGUCGUUGUAAUAUCGAAUGGUACGAUCAUAACGACAUGGACCACUUGGAAGAGAUAUUGACCGAAAUCAAGCCGGUUAUGGACAAGCAAAGGCCCAUUAGAAGAAGAUUUAUCGUCACUGAGGGCUUGUUUGCUAACUCUGGUGAUGUCGUCAACUUACCUAGAAUAAUCGAAUUGAAGAACAAAUUCAAGUAUCGUUUGUUCUUGGAUGAAACAUUAUCUAUCGGUGUUUUAGGAGCCACUGGUAAGGGCGUAGUAGAACAUUAUGGUGUCCCAAGAGAGGAGAUUUCUAUUACCAUUGGUUCAAUGGCUAUGUCUUUUGCUUCAUCAGGCGGUUUCUGUGUUGGCGCAAAUCCAAUGGUUCUUCAUCAAAGAAUCCAAUCCAUUGCCUAUGUUUUCAGUGCUUCACUUCCACCGUACGCUGCUAAAGUAGCUUCACAGGCUAUCAAAGAAAUCACGUCUAACUUGAAUGCUGAUGGAAGCUCUGUGAUUGUCCUGCAAUUGCAGAAGAAGGUGACUUUUGCUUAUGAGAAAUUGGUGAGUCUUUCCAAGUCUAGUAAGUUUUUUGAGGUUGCUUCGGGCCCACACUCGCCUAUCAUUCACUUAGCAUUGAAUACUCAAUACCGAGAGGAAUUGAACUUGCCAACGUUAUAUGGUAGUCCCGUGUUCCUUUCCACAGGAAAACCAUCCAAAUUCUUAAAUGAAUUCGAUGAUUACUACAACAUUGAAUCGUUCCUUUUGCAAAAGGUGAUUGACUAUGUCCUUGACCACUCUUCCACUUUGAUUAGCAGAUCAAAGCUUAUUCUUGAACAUGAAAACUUGCCAGUUUUGGCUCCACGUUUGCAGAUCUACAUUAACAACGGUGUUACCACCGAAGAAUUAUCUAGAUUGGUUCAAAUCUUGCCAAUUGCAUUUAAUGAAGUCUUAAAGAAUGUCGACAGCGAGCUUAAGUUGAUCAGCUUAAACUCUGAAAUUGGCAACUACAAACCUCACUAUAUCAACUACUAAUUCCACUGGGUUUACCCAUUAAAUUGAUAUAAUCAUAUAGAAUAUUCCAAAUUCUCAACUGUCAUAAUUUAAAUAAUACAAUAACUAUUACCAUAUAAAUAAAUAUGUACAAUUUCAUU